This is a messenger RNA of Centruroides sculpturatus (bark scorpion), 2522 nucleotides long. RefSeq names its product glutamine--tRNA ligase-like (gene GlnRS). The transcript has 14 exons. Gene Ontology annotation, biological process: glutaminyl-tRNA aminoacylation. NCBI's taxonomy places the organism in Eukaryota, Metazoa, Arthropoda, Arachnida, Scorpiones, Buthidae. The coding region runs from base 18 to 1760 and encodes 580 amino acids. Gene Ontology annotation, cellular component: cytoplasm; cytosol; aminoacyl-tRNA synthetase multienzyme complex. The record is from RefSeq and is a predicted model, not a curated record. Gene Ontology annotation, molecular function: glutamine-tRNA ligase activity; ATP binding.
CGGAAUCUAAUAGUUAUAUGUCGUUGGCAGAGGUCGCUGGCGUGAAGAAUAUGGCGGAAGGCGUGGAAGUUGUGCUGUCAAGCUUAGGUUUGUCCGAAAAUAAAAUUAAAGAAACGAUAAAAAAUGAAGCUUUAACUAAAACUUUAGUCGAAGUGGUAGAAGAGGCAAACAAGUAUAUUCAAAAUGGAAUUAGUAAGUCUGUUGGUACCCUCCUCUAUACAGCAGCUACAAAAAUCAAGGCCCAGACUAAAAAUAAACUCCCUCUUCUGGUCGAAUACAUUGCAAAAAGGAAGAUUGAUUCUGAAGUCAAGUUAUCAAGUGCUUUAGAAUAUCUGCUAACACAUCCAACCGAGGCAUUAAAUAUAGAAGAAUUUGAAAAUGCUGCAGGAGUGGGAGUCUCAAUAUCUCCCGAACAGAUUGAAAAAGUCGUGGAAGAUAUUAUUUUCAAGCAUAAAGAACAGCUUCAGAAUCAACGGUAUAGCUUUAAUGUUGGAAUUUUGAUGGCUGAAGCAAGAACCAGACUAAAGUUUGCCGAUGGAAAAUCAAUUAAAAAUGAAGUGGACAUGCAACUUCUUGAUCUCUUGGGACCAAAAACAGCUAAUGAUUUAGAAAAGAACAUCAAAACUAAGCAAAAAGAUGUAAGUAAACAGAAAGAAACAGUCAAAGUUAAUGGUGAUGUUCCUAAGAAAGUCGAAGAACAGCUUGGUGCAAGUACUAUUUCAGAAUUAAUGAAAACAAAAGUACACUUCCACAAGCCAGGAGAGAAUUAUAAAACUGAUGGAUAUGUAAUUACUCCAAACACAAUGAAGUUGUUACAGAAUCAUUUAAAAGUUACUAAUGGACAGGUAAGAACAAGGUUUCCACCUGAACCUAAUGGCAUCCUACAUAUAGGACAUGCAAAGGCUAUUAACAUUAAUUUUGGUUAUGCCAAAGCCCAUGGUGGUAUUUGCUUCCUUCGCUAUGAUGACACUAAUCCAGAGAAGGAAGAGGAAAUAUAUUUCAAGGGUAUUCUAGAAAUGGUAGAAUGGUUAGGCUAUAAACCCAAUGUGAUAUCGCAUUCAUCUGAUUAUUUUGAUGAACUAUACAAUUUUGCCUGUGAACUGAUCAGAAGAGAUUUAGCUUACAUUUGCCAUCAGAAACAGGAAGACAUCAAAGGUUUCAAUCCUCCUCCUUCGCCAUGGAGAAAUCGUCCAGUUGAAGAGAGUCUCAGGUUGUUUGAAGAUAUGAAAAGAGGUAAAAUUUCGGAGGGUGAGGCCACUCUGAGGAUGAAGACCACCCUGGAAGAAGGGAAACAAGAUCCUGUAGCCUACAGGAUAAAAUUUCUUCCACAUCACAGGACUAGCAAUAAAUGGUGUAUUUAUCCUACUUACGAUUUCACUCACUGUUUGUGUGAUUCUCUGGAAAAUAUCACCCAUUCUCUCUGUACAAAAGAAUUUCAGUCGAGGCGAUCGUCAUACUACUGGUUGUGCAAUUCCCUAGAUAUAUAUUGUCCCGUGCAGUGGGAAUAUGCACGUCUUAACAUGAACUAUACUGUUGUGUCCAAAAGAAAAAUAGUAAAACUCAUCACUGAAGGAAUAGUAAGUGGCUGGGAUGACCCCAGACUCUUCACCCUUACAGCUCUUCGUCGUCGUGGAUUCCCUCCAGAAGCCAUUAAUAAUUUCUGUGCUCAAAUGGGUUUGACGGGAGCCCAAGCAACAGUUGAUCCUCAGAUGCUAGAAGCCUACGUUAGGGACAUUUUAAAUAAUACAGCACCUAGGUAAAUAUUUUCAAUCAAUAAUAAUUUAUUUCAACUUCAUAUAUUUUUGCCUUAUAAGAUGCACUGUCAUAUUGCAUGCAUUAUAAUUUUUGGAUAAGUUCUAGGUACGAAAAUUUGUGUCUUAUAAGACAAAACAAAUAGCAAUAAACCAAACUUAAACAACUUUUUCCAUUAGCCAUACUGUUUUAUCAGCCUUUAAUAAACAUUAUCUAAACAAGAUAGAAUUUCCAUGUGAAACAUAUAGUAAUAAAAUGAUGAUGAUGGAGUUGUUAAUUGUCACAAAAUAAAGUAGACCAAAAUUUUUACAGAAUUCAUUACAGUUUGGUUUAAAUUACCUUCACAUUUUCCAUAUUUCCAAUAAUGAUUACUUUCUGAACUUUUUUAUGUGAACAAUAAAGGUUUCUUGUAUAUAAAUGUGUCUUUAACCUAUCUGAUGUUGAAAUUCUUCUCCAUUGCCUGUGAUGCCAUGUUGAAUUUUUGUCGAUGUUAAGCCUAACGAAAAUUACACAUUUUUUAUAAAAGUAAUCAUGGCUAUUUUAUUAUUCGAAAUUAUAUUUUUAUUUUUCACAAACAAAAUAGAUAUUAAUACAUAUAAAAACAAAAAAAAAUAUUUCAAAAGUUCGUUUUAAUAUAAAAAUUAUGAUGCAUAGUGACAUCUAGUACCAAAAACGUUCUGAUGCAGAGACAAAAAUAUUCAGGAACAAUGCAGGACAGGUUAAUCCAAAAACUUGUUCGGUAGACUAUCUCACAGCAUUCCGGUUAGAAA